Molecule: messenger RNA, 2624 nt
Organism: Anoplophora glabripennis (Asian longhorned beetle)
Lineage: Eukaryota; Metazoa; Arthropoda; Insecta; Coleoptera; Cerambycidae
Gene: Mcm3
Product: DNA replication licensing factor Mcm3
Exons: 11
Coding region: 64-2511 (815 amino acids)
Biological process (GO): mitotic DNA replication initiation; DNA strand elongation involved in DNA replication; double-strand break repair via break-induced replication
Cellular component (GO): MCM complex; nucleus
Molecular function (GO): single-stranded DNA binding; single-stranded DNA helicase activity; ATP binding
Source: RefSeq, a predicted model, not a curated record
GUUACAUUGCUAAAAUAUCGUUUUUUUUUUAUAUUCUUUUAUUUUUUCUUCAAAGUACCUAAAAUGGAUCAAGAUAUUGAUCAACAUCUCCGUGAAAUACAAAGCGAAUAUCUAGAUUUUCUAGAUGAUGGGGAAGACCAAGGCAAAUACACACAACUCGUUAAAAAUAUGGUAGCAGAUAACAGUCGAAGAUUAGUUAUCAACAUUAACGAUUUGCGAAGAAAAAACCCUGUUAGAGCUACUGCGUUACUCAACAAUGCAUUCGAAGAACAAGUUGCGUUUCAAAAAGCCCUAAAGGAUUUUGUGUUCACUGUCUCCACAGAUUACGCAAAAGAUAAGGAUGACUUCUUCAUAGCCUUCGAAGGCAGCUUCGGGAAUAAACAUGUAUCACCAAGAACGUUGACAUCCCGAUAUCUUGGAAAUUUGAUAUGUGUCGAAGGCAUAGUUACUAAAUGCUCUCUCAUUCACCCAAAAGUUGUACGUAGCGUACAUUUCUGUCCCGCCACUAAAAAAGUGAUGGAAAGAAAAUAUACAGAUUUAACUUCACUUGAUGCAUUUCCUUCAUAUGCAGUUUAUCCUACGAAAGAUGACGAAGGGAACAGUUUGGAAACAGAGUUUGGUUUGUCCACUUACAAGGACCAUCAAACGAUUUCCAUUCAAGAAAUGCCAGAAAAAGCUCCUGCUGGGCAAUUGCCACGAUCUGUAGAUAUUGUGUGCGAUAAUGAUUUGGUAGACAUGUGCAAACCAGGUGACCGCAUACAAGUUGUAGGAAACUUUAGGUGCUUACCUAACAAGCAGGGUAGUUUUACUAAUGGGACAUUCAGGACAAUAGUUAUAGCUAAUAAUAUUACGCAAUUAAGCAAGGAAGCAAAUCCGGCAAUUUCAAGAGAAGAUGUCUCCCGUUGCAAGAAUCUCGCAAAAACCAACAAGAACGUUUUUAAUUUAUUAGCAAAAUCACUAGCACCGUCAAUUCACGGCCAUGAGUACAUAAAAAAGGCCAUUCUGUGCCUUCUCUUGGGCGGCGUCGAAAAAGUAUUGCCGAACGGCACAAGACUCAGAGGCGACAUCAACAUAUUACUAAUUGGAGAUCCUAGUGUCGCCAAAUCACAGCUUUUAAGGUAUGUACUCAGCACGGCUCCCAGGGCUAUUGCGACAACUGGUAGGGGCUCCUCUGGUGUUGGUCUAACCGCAGCCGUCACGACAGACCAGGAGACUGGCGAACGGAGACUGGAAGCGGGCGCUAUGGUUCUGGCUGAUAGAGGGGUGGUCUGCAUAGACGAGUUCGAUAAGAUGAGCGACAUCGACAGAACAGCUAUACACGAGGUUAUGGAGCAGGGAAGGGUUACUAUCGCCAAAGCGGGGAUCCACGCCAGUUUGAAUGCUAGGUGUUCCGUAUUGGCUGCAGCUAAUCCUGUAUACGGCAAGUACGAUCAAUAUAAAACACCGAUGGAAAACAUCGGUCUUCAAGAUUCCCUUCUCUCUCGUUUCGAUUGUUUAUUUGUCAUGCUGGACACCAUCGAUGAGGACCAAGACUUGAAAAUAUCCGACCACGUUGUAAGGAUGCACAGAUACCGGAACCCCCUAGAACAGGACGGGGAAGUUUUACCGAUGGGCUCGAACGUUGAUAUGCUGUCGACGAUGAAUCCUGACGAGGAGGAGGGAAAGAAAGAAACUCCCAUGUACGAAAAAUAUGACGCUCUGUUGCACGGGACCAACCGCAAACGUACCGAUAAAAUUUUAAGCGUGGAUUUUAUGAGAAAGUACAUCCACUUCGUGAAAAUAUUGAAGCCGGCAUUGACGGAAGAAGCUUCUGAGAUUAUUUCCGAUGAAUACUCCAGAUUGAGGUCUGAAGAUGUCUUGGAUAAUGAUGUCGCAAGGACGCAACCCGUGACACCCCGUACCCUGGAAACCAUGAUUCGUUUGUCCACUGCUCAUGCGAAAGCCCGGAUGUCUCGAACCGUGGCUGCGGAGGACGCGCACGCUGCCAUCGAGCUGGUUCAGUUUGCUUACUUCAAGAAAGUUUUGGAGAAGGAGAAGAAGAGGAGGAAGAGAGGAAAUGAGUCUGAAGACGACGAUGACGAUGACGAGCAAAGGCCAAAACGUUCCAGACGUAGGUCUACUGUUGGGGACGCGACAGAUGAUGAAUUACGUUCUACGCAAGGUUCGACUAGAAGCGGAGAAACACUUAGAACGACGGAAGAGGAACCGUUAGCAGAGGAGUUGCCGCUUAGUGGAGUGAAUGGUUUAAACGGGCAUUCCCAAGAGGAAAGCAUGGAAGUGGAUGACAGUCCACAUGAAAUUACACUCGAAAGGUUGUCUUUGUUUAAGAGUGGUUUACAGAGGACCUUCAGGGAAAACAGGGCACAGUCGCUCGCUCUCUCGCGUAUAAGGGAGUCUGUUAAUAGCGACAAUGCAUCGCCUUUCACGCAAGGAGAAAUUCACGCUGCUAUAGAACGAAUGACGGAUGAUAACCAAGUGAUGUUGGCCGAUGGCAUCCUUUUCCUCAUUUAACUUUAUUUUUAUAAGAAUUUAAUUUUAUAUAAAUGAAAGAUAUUUUUGUAAACUAAACAUUUUCAUUGGUAUGUUAUCAUGAAGUUACAUUAGAAUUAAAUAUUUAACAUUAA